This is a messenger RNA of Physeter macrocephalus (sperm whale), 5703 nucleotides long. RefSeq names its product StAR related lipid transfer domain containing 13 (gene STARD13). The record is from RefSeq and is a predicted model, not a curated record. Gene Ontology annotation, biological process: actin cytoskeleton organization; regulation of Rho protein signal transduction; signal transduction. Gene Ontology annotation, molecular function: GTPase activator activity; lipid binding; protein binding. The transcript is spliced from 14 exons. Lineage: Eukaryota; Metazoa; Chordata; Mammalia; Artiodactyla; Physeteridae. Bases 97 to 3477 code for a protein of 1126 amino acids.
AGCUCUGCUGGGCUGGGUGCCUCGCUCUGUAACUGAGACUGAAGGCAGACGGAAACAGCCACAGGGCAGGCUGAGGGCAAAAGAAAAUCUGCCGGGAUGUUCAGUCAGGGACCCAGGACCCCAGCUUCAGGUUGCUACUAUCUAAAUGCCAUGACACCUGAGGGCCAGGAGAUGUAUUUGCGAUUUGAUCAGACUGCGAGACGCUCUCCUUACAGGAUGAGCCGGAUUCUAGCACGCCAUCAGCUAGUGACCAAAAUUCAACAAGAAAUUGAGGCGAAGGAAGCAUGUGACUGGCUCCGCGCUGCCGGGUUUCCGCAGUAUGCUCAGUUAUAUGAGGACUCACAAUUUCCCAUCAACAUUGUGGCUGUCAAGAACGAUCAUGAUUUUCUUGAAAAAGACCUUGUAGAACCUCUUUACAGACGACUAAAUACCUUGAACAAGUGUGCCUCAAUGAAACUUGAUGUGAACUUCCAAAGGAAAAAGGGUGACGACUCUGAUGAGGACGAUCUCUGCAUCAGCAACAAAUGGACUUUCCAAAGGACCAGCCGCCGGUGGUCUCGCGUGGACGACCUCCACGCACUGUUUCCCGGCGGAGACAGAAACGGCUCGUCAGGAGACAUUAGGAUGAGAAACACGACCAGCAGUGAGAGCGUCCUCACCGACCUGAGCGAGCCCGAGGUCUGCUCCAUUCACAGCGAAAGCAGCGGCGGGAGCGACGGCCGCAGCCAGCCGGGCAGCUACGGCGCCGGCCGGGAGGCCUCGGACGGCCCCGGGCAGUACUGCGCCCACGGCCCAGCCAUGCUGGACGCCACGCCGGGCGGCAGCAGCCUCCCGCCGUCCCCCAAAGACGGUCUCCAGCACCCUUUGCACCCAAAGAAUGAGAAGGCCACCCGGGCCAGAGCCAAAUCAUUUCUGAAACGCGUGGAAACGCUGCGAGGGAAAGGAGCGCAGGGAAGGCAGAAGGGGUCGGGGCGGACCGGGGGCUUGGUGAUCAGCGGCCCGGUGCUGCAGCAGGAGCCCGAGUCCUUCAAGGCCAUGCAGUGCAUCCAGAUUCCAAAUGGAGAUCUCCAGAACUCACCCGCCGCUGCCUGCAAAACAGGGCUUCCGGGCCCCGGCAAAUGGAGCGGUGAGAGCAGCCCGUCGGAAAACAGCAGCAGCGGGGUGAGCACGCCCGGCCUGAAGGAGCGAAGAUGCCAGGAGGCCCACAAGCGCGGGGGCAUGUACUUAGAAGACCUGGAUGUGCUGGCGGGGACAGCACUGCGGGAUGCAGGGCACCAAAACCACGCACGCGAGUUUCAUUCCCAAGAGAACUUGGUGGUGCACAUUCCCAAGGACCACAAGCCUGGAACGUUCCCCAAGGCGCUCUCUAUCGAGAGCCUCUCGCCAACAGACCACAACAGCGGGGUCAACUGGAGGACUGGCAGCAUCUCCCUGGGCAGACAGCCGGGCCCUGGGGUCGGGGAGCCCAGGCUCAUGGCGUCCUGCCACAGAGCGAGUCGAGUUAGCAUCUAUGAUAACGUCCCCGGCUCCCACCUGUAUGCCAGCACCGGGGACCUUCUGGACUUGGAGAAGGACGAUCUCUUCCCUCACUUAGACGACAUUCUGCAUCAUGUCAACGGGCUCCAAGAGGUAGUGGAUGACUGGUCCAAAAACCUGUUACCUGAACUGCAGACACAUAAUGCACUGUCCGGAGAAGCUGGCUUCUGCCCCUUCCCCCCUCCUAGUCAGAUCACCUUAGAUUUCGAAGGCAAUUCUGUCUCCGAAGGUCGGACAACACCCAGUGAUGUGGAAAGAGACAGAGCGUCUCUUAAUGAAUCAGAGGCCACUGGGGUCAGAGAAAGGAGGGACUCUGGAGUCGGGGCCUCUCUGACCAGGCCAAACAGGCGACUCCGGUGGAACAGCUUCCAGCUCUCACACCAGCCGCAGCCGUCCACGGCGUCGCCCCACAUCAGCGGUCAGACAGCCGGCCAGCUGAACCUGCUCCAGCGCUUCUCACUGCUUCGCCUCACGGCCAUCAUGGAGAAGCACUCCAUGUCCAACAGACACGGCUGGACGUGGGCAGUUCCAAAGUUCAUGAAGAGGAUGAAAGUUCCUGAUUACAGAGACAAGACAGUCUUUGGCAUUCCUCUCAUCGUUCACGUCCAGAGAACGGGGCAGCCCCUGCCACAGAGUAUCCAGCAAGCCCUGAGGUAUCUACGCAGCAACUGCCUCGAUCAGGUGGGUCUUUUUCGAAAAUCAGGCGUGAAGUCUCGAAUCCAUGCUUUACGUCAAAUGAACGAGAGCUUUCCUGAGAACGUCAGCUACGAGGACCAAUCCGCUUACGACGUGGCGGAUAUGGUGAAGCAGUUCUUCCGGGACCUUCCUGAGCCUCUUUUCACCAACAAGCUCAGCGAGACCUUCCUCCACAUCUAUCAGUACGUCCCCAAAGAGCAGCAGCUGCAGGCAGUGCAGGCGGCCGUCCUGCUGCUGGCCGAUGAGAGCAGGGAGGUGUUGCAGACGCUGCUGUGCUUCCUCAACGACGUGGUCCACGCGGUGGAGGAGAAUCAGAUGACGCCCAUGAACCUGGCUGUGUGUCUGGCCCCCUCCCUCUUCCAUCUGAAUUUACUGAAGAAGGAAAGCUCCCCCAGAGUCAUCCAGAAGAAAUAUGCCUCCGGGAAGCCAGAUCAAAAGGACCUCAGUGAGAAUCUGGCCGCAGCUCAGGGGCUGGCCCACAUGAUCAUGGAAUGUGACAGACUUUUUGAGGUCCCGCUUGAGAUGGUGGCCCAGUCUCAUAACUCAUAUAUGGAGGCUGAGAUCCAUCCCCCAACUCUGGAAGACCUGGGGGCCCAGCUGGAGGAGAGCGGGGCCACUUUCCACACAUACCUGGAGCAUCUCAUCCAGGGCCUCCAGAAGGAAGCCAAGGAAAAGUUCAAAGGAUGGGUCACGUGUUCCAACACAGACAACACAGAUCUUGCUUUCAAAAAGGUGGGAGACGGGCAUCCGCUGAGGCUGUGGAAGGCUUCUGUGGAGGUGGAAGCGCCCCCCUCGGUGGUUUUGAAUCGCGUGCUGAGGGAGCGCCACCUGUGGGAUGAGGAUUUCGUGCAGUGGAAGGUGGUGGAAACCCUGGACAAGCAAACAGAAAUCUACCAGUACGUGCAGAACAGCAUGGCGCCUCACCCUUCCAGAGACUUCCUGGUUCUCAGGACCUGGAAGACUGAUUUGCCCAGAGGAAUGUGCACCCUGGUGGCCCUCUCCGUGGAGCACGAGGAAGCCCAGCUCAUGGGUGGUGUGCGGGCUGUGGUGAUGGACUCUCAGUACUUAAUGGAGCCGUGCGGGUCAGGCAAGUCGAGGCUGACCCACAUCUGCAGGGUGGACCUGAGAGGUCACUCCCCAGAAUGGUACAAUAAAGGUUUUGGACAUCUGUGUGCGGCGGAAGUUGCCAGGAUUAGACACUCUUUUCAGCCCCUCAUUGCCGAGGGUCCAGAAACUAAAAUCUGAGUUUUCCCCAGUGUGACAUCAAACUCAGGGAAGAGGAAGUGAAAGCAAACACUUGUGGGAGAGAGUUGUGCGCGUGAGAAAGCAAGGGAGAGAGAGAAACCGAUUGCCGAUGCUUAAAAAUGGAAGCACUGAGAAGUCGUAAUGUUGAAGAUGCAAGAAUUUCUGAGAACUUUCCUAGCCUUCCUGGAGACGGCUACAUCCCUACUAAUAUAAUAUUUUAAAAAAUCAGAACAUUUAUCUAUGUUACUUAAAAUUAAAUGGAUUAUUCCUUGUGCAUUGCCUAAUUUGCUAUUUAAAGGCUUCUAAGAAGCGUAUUCUUAACUGUAAAUAAAUGUAUGUAUAGCAUAUGUACAUAUGUGUGUAUAUCUCUAUCUUUACUGUAUAUAUGUAAAAUAUCAAUUUUAUAUAUAAUUGCAUAUUUUGAAAAGGAACGAGUCUGAUUCGGUAAGUCCCUUCCUCACCUGGUUCUUUCCAAGUUGUUCUGGGCGCUGUCUCCCCACCGUCCUGUAAGCUGAGCAGAAUCUGCUGCUGACACCAAAGUGUGAAAAUAUGUAGUCUGCCCUGAUGUCUUACCAAAGAUUAGCCAACCAAAGGAAAACACAUUAAAUGGUUCUUACAUGUUGUCAGCUUGUUUGUUUGUGUUAUUCAAAAACUGAGAGUGGGGUGUUGGAUAAAGCAAGGAAAAUAAUAUUUAGUCCUCUUUAAAGCAAAGAAGUGGGUGAGGAGUCAUUCCCGAAUUUAAGGCUAGAUUACCGCUUGCCAUGGGGCCAGCAGAUACAGCUUUCAGUGACAUGUUAGACGCCUGUGGACCACUGGAGUCAGCCCAGUGACUCAAAGAGAGCCUGUAUUUCUCUGCUGAUUAGAGCUGAAUAUAAUAGCUUUUGCAGAGUCACAGCCAAAGGGAGCCUCUGUGUUUUGUUGAGUUUUCAUACUUACAUUUCAUAAUGUUCUUAAAUGUCAUUCUAGUUGACCAGUGGCCUAUUUGGUCACAGUUAAUUGGCAUUUUCUUACCAAUGUAUUGCACUGAAUUUAACUCUGGACACCAGAUUAAGGGAGAUGAUGGUCAUUCAAGAGUCCUGGACCAUUUCAGCUUCAGGGAAUUCUACUGUUGCUACAUAUGAUGCUCUUAAGAUAGAAUUCAUUAAAGUUUUGCAAUCUGAAAGACAGGGUUUUUAAACUAAUGUUAAGACCAAAACUGUGUUCUUCAAUUAGUUUUAGAAAAUAUAAACAGGUCUGUUAAAUUCCACAUUUCUUCAUUAGUCAGUCAAGCUACCUAUGCAUUUGACCCAACCUUAUUUAUUACUGUAUAGACUAAGCAAAGUGACUAUCCUUAACCAAUUGCUAAUGGAUUUAAGUUGUUUUUUUAUUGUAAUUCAACAAUGCUAGAGAGGAAGAUAAUUUAUUGUGUUUGGUUUCAGGGAGAGAUUGGUAUCAUAACUUAGCAAUUCAUGCUGGAGAAAAAAAAACAAGAGUGUUUUCCUUUCUUUUCUUUUUAUAUUGUAUGCGUUUAUAUAAUGUUUUCUUUUAUCAGCAAUGUGCAAUUCUUUUAUUGAGAGAAAUAAAAAUGCUAUAUAUGAGUUUUGUAUGGUACCAGUAAAAUCAUACUGUUUGAAUUGUGAUCUAGGAAUUUUUUGUUUCCUUGCCUACCGAAGAAGGUGGCAGCCAUCCCAUAAUUUUCCAUUUGGGCAAUGCUCUGUGAGCAAAACAAAUUCACUUCUUCCAUACAUCUUAAAUUUAACCACAUAUGCCAGAUUACUUUAAUAUGCAUAGACAAGAUCAUUAGUGAAUUUUAAUUUAGCUUAAUGCUGAUCCUACUCCAGAGAUGGGAUCAUAUGUUUUCAGGAAAUAUGAUAGGCACACAAGGAUGAAUGGUGUCGUGUCACCUAGAGCAGGCCUUUUCCAGCCUUAGCAGCACACGGAUCACCCGCAGAUAUUGUUACAAUAAGCCUCUGAUUCAGGAAGUCUGAGGUGGACCUGAGAUUCUGCAUUUUGAACCAGCUUUGGGGAUGCCCAGCCUGUCAGCCCGAAGACCACACCUUGAGAAGCUGGGACCUAGAGGAUACUUAGAAUAAAAGCAAACAUGGCUUUAUUUCUGACUCCCCUUCUCUUCAAAUAACCUGACUUUUUAAUUUUUAUGCACAUACUAAUCACAUUACUGCUGCCUAACAACACAGUGCAUCUUAAAAAAAAGAAAAGGAGAAAGAUGCAGCAAGCUUGUUUGUCAAA